AGGGUCCUCGGGCCGACAAAUACUAUACAUUUUAAUUUUUUCUUCCUUCAGGGUAGAACUACAACGUUGCUUUUUGUCAAAACAGCGCAGAACACAACCACCUAUCCGAAGGGAAAUAUACCCCGCGGCUCGACCCUGUUUGGUCUUUUUGAAUGCAGGCAUUUUAAAGGAUCAUCUGUUUUAUCUCCACUUAUCGGAUGCAUCCACCCCGGGAUUUUUUUAUUUUUUAUGAAUGAGGUCCUUGUCUGCUUCGUCUGCCCCGUUUUGUCUUUACCGAGCUUGACUGCAACGUUAAAUACUCGCAAAGGAUUCUUCAUACACAAACCCCCAUUAAUAGUCCUUGUCAAGACUAAUACCCAUUGUAUACGAUGAUUAAAUGUGAUGCCACAUCGGAUAUCACCACAUCUUCGUGAAUAAACUGCUAUUUCCUCAAUUAUAUGACCAUUUCCAUGGGCUGAAGUCGCUUUUGGCUGUCAUCUUGUAACCUUGUGUGGAAGUCAGAAGCUAAAAUAGAGUCUGAAUCUCCAAACACAAGAAUAUAAUUCAGAUACUGGAAGGAACGAACGAUUCAAAAGUUCUUCAUUUCAACACAAGACGCCGUGUCUCCAUGGAGACAGUGUCAUCUCGUGCCCUGAAGCGCAGAUUCAAAGAGGUGGACAGCGGCUCGCCGUGUUCCACACCCAAAGAUUCGGACGAUGACAUCUCCAGCAGUGACAGCGCUGAUAGCUGCGACAGUCUCAACGCUCCCUCCAGCUCUCUCAUGCCCCCCUCCAUUCUCAGAAGACACAAAUCCUCUUUAGGUCGUAAGCAGGUACGAUUUGAUGCAGUGACGGUCUACUACUUCUCUAGAAAGCAGGGCUUCACCAGUGUGCCCAGUCAGGGUGGCAGCUCCCUGGGCAUGGCGCGCCAUCACUGUGCAAUAAGACAUUACACCCUGGGCGAGUUUGCACAAGAACAAGAAAGCAGCCAUAAACAUGUGCUGCGUCAGCACCUACGACAAGAAAAGCUUAACGCUCGCAAGUUAAUGCUUACACGAAAUGGUACUAUAGAGUGCCCUGAAUCUGAGUUGCUCACCCUGGAUGACAUAUCUGAUGAAGAUCUGGACAUGGAGAGCAUGGAGGUGGACGACUGCUUCUUCCUUCAGCCUCUUCCCACCAAGAGGCGCAGGGCACUACUAAGGGCCUCAGGCAUUGCCCGCAUAGAUGCCAGAGAAAAGGCUGAGCUGCGUGCCAUACGUCUGUCCCGUGAGGAGUGUGGUUGUGACUGCCGCUUCUACUGUGACCCUCGGAACUGUGGCUGCAGCCAGGCUGGAAUUAAGUGCCAGGUGGAUCGGAUGUCCUUCCCAUGUGGCUGUACCCGUGACGGUUGUGGUAACACCGCCGGCCGCAUCGAGUUCAACCCUCUGCGUGUGCGUACACACUAUCUCCACACUAUCAUGAAACUUGACCAUGAGAAAAUAAGCUUGCUGGGUGUUAGUUCUGGAGAAGACUGCGGAGAUGAGACAGAGCUGGUGUCCUCGCCAUAUCUGUCUCUUUCUUCCUUGGACUCAGAUGUGGUAGUGGAGACCCUCAGCAUUCGCGAGGAGCAGUGUGACAGCUUUGAGCGUGAGAACGAAAUUGCUGUGCUCCACCUCCAGAGUGCAGAGGAACGGGAGAGGAGGCGGGAACAGGAAGAGCAGCAGCUAGAGGAGGCGCAGACCACUGACCCAACCCUUUGUCUCCUGCAAGGGUCCUUGACUAGCCAGGCUGGGAUGGAGGCCAUGGAGGGUGUACUUCUAGAAGGGCCUUUUCCUGAAGGUGCAACCCUGCUGUGUAUUACAGAGAACCAUGCUGAUGAACAGACCCAGCAGAGGUUGCUCAAAGACCCGGCUUCACUCCUCUACUAUCAGGUAGGCCCUGUGGAGACAGCAGCUUUUGAGACACUUCCUGUUCAAGGUGAGGAUGUGGUCAGCGGGGUUGGAAAGCUAGAGACGGAGACUGAGAAUGAUCGUCAAAAACAAGGAACCUGCAGGCAGGAUUCGACUGAAAGCGUGUCUGCUGAAGUUCCUCCAUCUCCAGAAAUUAACCCACAUGGGGAAGAAGAACAUCUUUGUCCAGAGCAGGCCUUGAAUGGUGAGGAAUGCCUCGAGACCUGCCUGGCACUGGAUAAAAAGACAGUACAGCUUCCUCCAGAAGUGUAGAGCCUAUCACCUCUGCAGAUGUUUUGCACAAGUUAGUCAAUACAUUCAAAGAGAGCCUACUCCACACAGUGCGAUAUGUUAGACAGAGUAACGUUAAUUACAGUAAAUCUUAAAUAAACAAUUUACCUACAUGAGUUUGUAUCAGAUUUAAUCAGCGAUAACCGUGCUGUGUUUGAGGUAGUUUGUCAAAGGUAAAAUAAGUUAUUAAAAAGAAAACAAUAGAAAAAUGUAUUUAAAACAAUGACAAAAGAAACUCAAGAAAAGGGGAGAUCCUGAUUUGAUUUCAAGUGUUGCUGUUUUCCAAUAUAGUAUCAGUUUAUAAUUUGUUACUUGCGGAAAAUGUGGCCUUUAUGUCAAGGAACAAGCAUUUUCAGGAUUAGCCAGUGGCUUCUUAUGGCCUUUCAAGUUUUGUAGUUUCCGGUAAAGCACCCUAACAAUUAAUUGGCUCUGUCCCAAACGAAGGCUGUGUGUAAGCCCACACAGAAUCUGUGUGGUCAGAAUUCUGCAGAAUUUGAAUGCAUGUCAAAUUCUUGCCUUCAUUUAUAGUUUUUUUUGUGCUAAUUUGAUUAUUCUGUCCGUAGGGUUGACAACUUUUCACUACGUGAAUACAGGACACUAGAAUAUUAAGCACUUCAAUAAGAGACAAAAUGUUUUCAAUACAGGUCUUUUUCCUGUCCGGCCUGAGUCUUGCUGCUAAAAAUGGGACAAUAGGCACCCAGAAUGGGGCAUUUUUGUUUGGGCCAAAAUACAAGACAAUACAAUACAAUUCAAACAAGCUGUCUGCUACCAAUCGGAGUGUUUAACACUUUAAUCUCAGUUGAACACAAUUCACCAUACAAUGUAAAUGUAUAUACAUCCAUUCCACAGAAUUCUGUAGAUUUACCCCUAAAAUCAGCACAGUAAAUGCAAAUAAGUCUGCAGAUUUAAUCUGGGCCUGGAUAUAUACUAAGUAAUAUCCAUACAGCUAAUGCUAACCCAGUGCUAGUGCUAAGAAAAGGGAGGUUGCUAGUGUUUAGGAGAGGGUCGCUGAGUUCGGAAUGGCAUACUACCCAUACUACACUUACUACUUUUGCCAUAUAAGUCUAUGGCAGAAAUAGUAUGGUAGUAUGCAAUUCUGAACUCAAUCGGUGUUAAUGUGUAGCAUCCCUUCUUGUGAAUAGACCUAACAAUCCUGGAAAUACUUGGUUUUCAUGUACUGUACAAGUGUUUUGCUGAGAGCUAGCAUGAAGAAGAGUGAAAAAUCUGCUUGUUCUCUGUAUGCACGUUGAAAACUUGAUACGUUUGAAAUUGUUGAGGCAGAUCGGGAGAAUGAAUGAAUGUGCAAGCCAAUUGCACAGCAUUGACCUGGUGCCAUUUGAAGCUGUAGCCUACCGUCCAGGUUCGCAGAUGUUUAUUUAUUUACCACCGCUUUGAAUUGUGAGGGCGAGGACAAUGUGUGAUCAAGAAUUGUCAUCUACAAUCUUUUACAAUUUUUUUAUUUUUUUUUUAUUUUAUUAUCAUUUUUUUUAUUAGUAUUAGUUUUUUGGGGGGUUGAAUUACAUUUUUCACAUAUUUUGCACAUCAAGCAUUUAAAGAUUAUGUAAGAGAUCAUAGCUUUGUAAUUUUACUUUGGGUUGAAUGUGAAAAAAAUAAGUUGCAUGGGUGAAUUUCAAGAAACCUGUCAAGAACAUGUCCAGGUCAUAUUUCACCCCAAAAUUUAAAAGAAAGAAAUUGCACAAAGAAAAUGAGUGGAUAUUGACUAUUUUAGUCUUUGAAAAACACAUGAUAAAGAUCAUUUGGGGGAAAAUGUGCUUAAUUGGAAUUAAAAUAAUCCUAAAAUAAUUGCUUAUUUUUUAUGCAUAAUAUUUUUCUGUCAUUUUGGGUUGAAAUGUGUACUGGCCAUAAAUAAGGCCAUGUUUGAGAGAUUCAUCUGUAUAUGUUCACAACUUUUAAAACUGGUACAUAAAAUUCUAAGGUGAUCUUUAUACAUAUACAUGAAUAUGUAUGACAAGGCAAGUCAGACUAGGGGGAGACUACACAUAUCAUAACAUUGAUUUGCACAUGGAUCCUCUUUGACUGCUUUGUCACACUGGGCCUAGACUUACAGGUCUUGGUAUUUACUUAACAUUACAAGGCUGAUUAUAAGUUCCUGUUGACAGUGCACAUUGUUUUAAACAUUCAAACCCUUCUUUAAACUCAUAGAAAACAAUCUUCCUCUUCUCUUUACCCCCACUGUUCUUACCUUUUGUAUUUUAUCCUUAACCCCUUCCCCAUUUCUCUUGUUUUAGAAUAUUAAUUACUGUAUGUUGUUGCCGUUUGUUACCUAGAUGCUUGUUUUGGUUUACUUUUUAAGUGUUAGUUAAACGCGUAAAGUAAUAAUUUGACUGGUUACCUGAAAGAAAAAAAAUUAUGUCUUCAAAUAGUAUAACAAAUUCUGUGAUGUUGCUAAAUUAUUUAAACUUAAGAAACACUAAGAAAAUGUUAUGAAAAUGCAAACUAAGUGUGUGUGUGUGUGUGUGUGCGUGCGUGUGUAUGUGUGCCUGUGCAUGUGCCAGAAAGAUUUGUGAGACAAACCAAUAUUUGCCAGUGCAGUGUUGGAUCAUCAUAUUUCAAAAGGUGCUCUUCUUUCAUUUCUUUUUUGGUAUUCAUAUAAACACUAUAUGGAGAGAGAGAGAGAUUCAGAUGAUCAUCAUAAAAAGUUUAAAUGAGCCCUCAUUGACAAAUGUAAAUUUUCAUCUGAAUUUACUGAUACAGUUCCAUUUUAACUGUUGCAAAUCUAAUUAUUCCAAGUAUCUAUCUGCUUCAGGUUUGCUUGACCUAUAGGGUAAUGUGUCAGGUGAUGUUUAUUCAUUAAAUUAGUUCAAAUGGAGCACUUGAGGCUAAUCAUGAAUUCUUUAGCAUGGUUGUUUUCCCUUUCAGACUUUAAGAUCCAAGUAAAUUCAUACUAAAUCUGCAAUAAUUAAGAAUUUUUGCAAAUGACCAAUCAAG
Molecule: messenger RNA, 5146 nt
Organism: Xyrauchen texanus (razorback sucker)
Lineage: Eukaryota; Metazoa; Chordata; Actinopteri; Cypriniformes; Catostomidae
Product: cysteine/serine-rich nuclear protein 2-like
Exons: 5
Coding region: 608-2179 (523 amino acids)
Biological process (GO): regulation of transcription by RNA polymerase II
Cellular component (GO): nucleus
Molecular function (GO): sequence-specific DNA binding; DNA-binding transcription factor activity, RNA polymerase II-specific
Source: RefSeq, a predicted model, not a curated record